Rubroshorea leprosula is the source of this 639-nucleotide messenger RNA. The record is from the annotation of a GenBank genome assembly. NCBI's taxonomy places the organism in Eukaryota, Viridiplantae, Streptophyta, Magnoliopsida, Malvales, Dipterocarpaceae.
AAAUAAUCCCCAAAUCCUUCUCUCCAUCAUCACUUCACAGUUCACACGCUAAUUCACGCUCUCUUUCUGCAAAGCUAGGUUAGAAUCUUCAAGUUCUUCACUGAGAUGGCUCGCACGAAGCAAACAGCAAGAAAAUCGACUGGAGGCAAGGCGCCGAGGAAGCAGUUGGCUACUAAGGCUGCUCGUAAAUCGGCACCGGCAACCGGAGGAGUGAAGAAGCCACACCGUUUCAGGCCUGGAACUGUCGCUCUAAGGGAGAUCAGGAAGUAUCAGAAGAGUACUGAGCUCUUGAUUCGCAAGCUUCCUUUCCAGAGGCUUGUGAGAGAAAUCGCUCAAGAUUUCAAGACCGAUCUCAGGUUCCAGAGCAGUGCGGUUGCCGCUCUCCAGGAAGCUGCCGAGGCGUAUCUCGUGGGGCUCUUCGAGGACACCAAUCUGUGCGCCAUUCACGCAAAGAGAGUGACCAUCAUGCCCAAAGACAUCCAGCUUGCUAGGAGGAUUAGAGGCGAGAGGGCUUAAAAGCUUCUUUUGAUCCUUGUAUUUCACUGGAUACAUAUCGUCUGUGUUUGCUCUAGAUUGUUCACUGUCUAGGUUUUUCUAUGUGGAUCGAUGCUUAUGUUGAAAUGAAAAUAGAUUCCAAUU